This is a messenger RNA of Acanthopagrus latus (yellowfin seabream), 4141 nucleotides long. RefSeq names its product dual specificity protein phosphatase 26. The record is from RefSeq and is a predicted model, not a curated record. Gene Ontology annotation, biological process: negative regulation of MAPK cascade; protein dephosphorylation. Bases 468 to 1070 code for a protein of 200 amino acids. Gene Ontology annotation, molecular function: MAP kinase phosphatase activity; protein tyrosine/serine/threonine phosphatase activity. NCBI's taxonomy places the organism in Eukaryota, Metazoa, Chordata, Actinopteri, Spariformes, Sparidae. The transcript has 4 exons. Gene Ontology annotation, cellular component: cytoplasm.
UAUUUAUUUUAAUAAUUUUCCCUCACUUGACCAGAAGAUGGCGACAAACGUCACCGCCGACAGAAACCCCGACGUCACAUGAACCAUCAUUAAACAAUUAAAUAUAAAACAAGGUCCAGAAGAGAAACACAGCAGCGGCACAUGAACCACUGAGGCCCCUUCAUGCUGCACCCGUGAACGCACCAUCCAUGCGCCUUUGAGACCACAGCAGGAGGAGGAGGAGGAGGAGGAGUUGGUAUGAUUGUGGAGUCGUGAGCUUCUUCAUGAGGACUUGUUGAGAUGAAGAUGGAGGAGCGGCGGGUGGAGGUGCGGAGGGUGUCUGGCGGAUGCUGAGCAGCGAAGCCGCCUCAUCACCAUCAUCUCAUCCCAUCCAUCCUCCCACAGCGAGUACAUGAGUCAACAUGGCCGCGGAGCAGCUCGCCCUGCAGCAGCACUGAGCACCGGAAUACAAACCACACACAGAUUAAAUGGCGUUCAUGUCCCGGUUCUCCCGGUCCCGGAGCAGCUCCAGGUCUCCGAACCGGAAAGACUCCGAGCGCGUCUCCCCGAACCUGACGGUGUCCGAGCUGGAGAGGCUGCUGUGCACCGGGAAGACCGCCUGCAACCACGCAGACGAAGUGUGGCCGCGGCUCUUCAUCGGAGACCAAGAUAUUGCAUCAGACCGGCGUGAGCUUGCCAAACUUGGCAUUACUCACAUCCUCAACUGUGCGCAGAGCAAGUGGCGCGGCGGAGCCGAGUAUUACGCCGGGAUGAACAUCACCUAUCACGGCAUCGAGGCUCACGACUCCCCCACCUUUGACAUGAGCGUCAACUUCUACCCUGCAGCUGAAUUCAUCCACAAAGCCCUCACAAGUGGAGGGAAGGUGCUGGUCCACUGCACUGUGGGAGUGAGCCGCUCAGCCACCCUGGUGCUGGCCUACCUGAUGAUCAGACAGAACCUGACGCUGGUGGAGGCCAUCAAGACGGUGAAGGACCACCGAGGCGUCAUCCCCAACCGGGGUUUCCUCCGGCAGCUCAACGGCCUGGACGGCAUCCUGAGAGAGAGCCGCAAGACGUCGCAGCAGAGCUGAAAGUGUCCUCGACGCUCCGGCGGGGCCGGUUUACACUGAGGGAGGUAACGGGACCAAGUCAGGAGCAAACUGUCACUUUCUGACACUUUUCCUCUGUAGCAGCAGGUGAUUUACUGAUAUCAGCAUCUUUAGAUUAUUUAUUCAUUUAUUAUUAUUCUUUUGUUUGUGUUUGAGCCUCUGAAACAUCGUCAGCAUCUCCGGUGAAGAUCCACAUGGAGGACGGCCCACACGCACACACACACACACACACACAACUUUUAGCCAGGUAAUGAAGAAUUAAUUCCAGUCAGUAUAUUUAUACACAUUUUUGUCUCAAAGGGUUUCACAGCAGCGAUCAGAGGAGGCGUCUGUUGGAUCUGAACCUUCUGACCAGCAGCGAUCCGUCUUGACAGUGACGACCUUUGAGCUCAAAAGAACGAAUCGUAGCAUUUAAGUAUUUUGUCAUUAUUAUUAUUUUUAAGUUAUUAGCCACCAAGCAAAUGAUCUAGAAAGCCUGGAUGUGUAUCACAGUUUCUGGAGAGUAAGUUAUACGACCAAACAACUGCUUAAAAAAAUGUUUAAAAAAGGAAAUACCAGCUAACAGUAUUACCACUGCCCCCGUAGUGCUACUAGUAAAAUCAUGUAGAAAUGAUCUGCAGUGUUCCUGUCAGCCAGCCUGGAGCUCAGGGUUGGGAUUCAAACUACCACACUUGGCCCUGAGCACACAGCGGCUCUACCGUCUUUUGUAAUCAGACCCGAGGUUCUGUCGGUGCCGCUCGGCCCACAGAAAGAAGAUUCUCGCUCAGUUCCUCCCCCCCCUCCACCCGGAGUCUUUGCAGGUCUUCCCUCGACUUACUUUUUCUACAUUCAGCAAGUGUCAUUAAGUGCUCUGAACAACUCUCACACUAGUUGUAGCCCAGGUCCAAACCAGCACAGUUAUGUAGCCCGUUGAUUAUUGUGCGACAGUGUUGUCACGAUCUGUACACGAUUAUUAUUAUCUGUGACGAGUUUGUGGAUAGCAGCAUCAUACAGUAUUAUAUUUGUUUUCAACUGAGUGUUGAAUAAGUUCAGUGUAUUAUAUUCUUUUUUUUUUUAAUCCAGUGUAUUUUAUAUAUUGAGUGUUAAGAUCUGAAAUUCACCCUGUAGGUCCGGCAGUACUGGAGCCCGUUUGGACUGGAUUAAGAUUACAGGGCGAGGUGAGGAAAUGAAAUAUUAUAUCGGAUUAACUGCACCUCUUAAUCAUAUCAUUCUGUUUUACUCCAGUUGCAAAAUAAACGUCUAACAAUCCACAAACAUCCUGCUUCAGAACUUGCCUUAGAAUCCUCACAUUUUAAGUCUUCUUCAAAUUUGAAAGUAAUCCAGUCGUAGCUGCCUGCAGAUCCGCUGGUUCAUUACAAAAAGGAACUGCUUCUGGAUAAUUCGGCUUACGGUUUGAUAGCACCAGCUUGCCAAAAAUUGGAACUGAGAUCAGCCCGCCUCCCCUUGAGAAUGAAAUCCAGUCUGAAAUGGCGCUUUAGACUCGACAUCGUCACUCUAACGAGGCUUUUAAACAGCUUCCAGUCUGGUGUAUCGCGUCAAACGUCACGGUGACUGUUAGCCGUCUAGAGUAGAUCUCUCAGUGAUGAUUUAAUAUGCCAGCACAAUGAAGCAUUUAGAGCAGACGAGCAGUGGGAGACGACACCGCAAAUGUGCCAUUGCAAAAGCUACCAACUGCCCGGAUGACAGGGGAGUCCUGGAGAGCCCGGCGCUUUUUGUUCUUGGUGCUCAAGUGAGGCUCGUGUUCUCAUGCUGGUGGGAAACUACAGACGAUCCAGUGCUGAAAUUUAAACCAGCUUCUUUUCUUUCCCUUCCCUUGUGUUUUAUUAAUGAUUACCUCAAAGUACCCAACAUGUGUUUUUGUGACUCGUGGUCUUUGUCUGUGCCGUUUUGUUUUGUUUUUUGUUUUGACGCCAGCAUGAAUUACGCUACAGGUUGACGAGGAAAAAGGAAGAUGAGCACGUUUGUUCAGCUCGUUUGGAGAAAAAAAAAAUGUAAAUAAAAAAAGCUGAUUAGUUGAUUUGUACCUUCUGUGCAGACCUAAAGGUUUGGUUCAGUUUAUUUAUUUUGGACAUAUUCACUUUCCAGCCAAGAGUUAAGAUGAGAAGACCAAUCAGAACCACUCUAUUGGAGCUGAGUUAGCUUAGCUUAGCAUGUAAAGUUGUGUAAACAAACACGGUGUAAUCAGGAAAUCAGUCCUUCUGUAUCUUGUUUUCACCGCGAUAACAACAGAUUGGACAGAAAACGUGACGGUGUUUGAUAUUCUCAUCUAACUCUCACUGAGAGAGCAAAUAUUUCAGCUAAAGAGUGUUUUUGCAUCGCGGCCUUGGGAAAAUCAAGGCAGCAGCUGAUCUGGACGCGACUAUCAUGAGUGAUUUGUUACCGUUGUGUGUUAUAAAUGAAUCCCCACUUCACAGAUGAGACCCGUCGAUCCCCAUCACAUAAAAGAUUCUGGAUAUUUUAAAUUGGCUCUUUUGUUUUGUACAAGAUUUUGAUUGAAUUGUGACGUUCGACCUGUCGAAAACUCCUCUCACGUCAGGAAAACGGAGACGUCCUUCUCUCUGUUAAACACUACGAUGUCCUGGUGCAGCAGAAUCUGCCUUUUACGACUCAGUUAAACUCCCGAGGAAACAUUUGAAGUAGAAAACUCUCCGUGGGUAUUUUUCUGAACGGGGCCUCGUUACGAUCUUUACCUUUUGCUGUACUGGAUCUGUAUGUUUUGUAUUUGUGGUUUUAUCGUGCCGUGAUUGGUCGUUGGUCUCGAUUUUCCUCUUUAUAUUCUCGUAUAUAAAUACAUAUAUAUAUAUUUAUCUUUGUUUUUCUUACGGAGACCUUUCUAUAGGGAAACUUGAAUUCUUUUGAGUUAUUUUUGUAUCACUCUCUUUGAAGUUCACUGAAGGAGAAACUUGCAAAGGAGAUGUUGAUGCCUUAAUCUGUGUACUUCAACUCGGUUGGUAGACUUUUGUUUUUAUUGUGCAUAACACUGAGCAUUGAUAACUUUGUUUUGAUAAAUUCUGUACUUGAUCUUAAUCGGAUAAUAAAGAAAAACUCUCGUA